GUGGGACACUACUAUACACACAAUCAAGCAGUACACAUCGUAGCGUCGAAUUCCGGCCGAUUUCUACAAUUGUUCCAACCCCUGUCGGGGCUGACCCCGGUAACACAGGCACCAUAGUUGUAUUCCAGCAUAGUAUGGGGGAUUACGUGUCCCCCAAAAGGCGAGCCAUCGUGGAUCGUCUUAGAAAACGGAUCGAGUUAUGCCGAAGACACCACAACAUUUGCCAGGCCCGCUACGAACGUACACAGGCUGCCAGGUUCGAGCAAGAAUCACACGAGACAUAUCUGCUGCAUCGGCGUGUCCUCGAAGCUCGGGCCAAAAAACAGCAGAAGAGUUUAAAACAGGAGCCUGGACAAAACAAGGGAAAUUCUCGGUGUGAUGCUGGCAGCAGUAACAAUACUGGUAGUGGAACGGGGAGCGACUGUAAUAGUAAUUUACGAAAUCAGUUGUUGACGCAAAAGAUUUUGAAAAGGAAAUUAGAAAGUGGUAGUUCACCGAAGGAUAAGUUAGCGAAUGGAGAUAACGUACCUCUUCGGAAUGGUUAUGACUGUGUCUCAUCACCAAAGAGGUCGUGUCCACAGCAACCAGGUCACGGACUGGUCAAUCAGCCAAGUUUGUCUUUAUCUAUUGUGCAGCAGACUAAUGAACAGACUAUACAAACAAACGUGGAUGUUACUGUACAAACAACGAUUAAAACUCAUCCCAAUCAACAAGAAGAAGGCAGUUUAGGAAUGCCGACUGAAUCGAGUAUGAACAAUAUGCUUUCUAAUUCCCAUCAUAACGGACAAUGCCCAACAGACCAUCAACAAGUUCCAUCACCGUAUCAGAGCUCGGAAAAUACUCAACUAGUUGAAUGCAAACAGGAACCGUUUCUUAACUCUUGUGCAGGGAAACAGAAAGAUGGGAAAGGAAACGAAUUAGAUCUAGAUACGCUGCUUGGCGGCGAAAUAAACUUGAAUGAUAAUGAUUUCCAGGCAAUCCUGGAUGAGUUAGCCAAAGAUCCGGACAGUCUGGCUAAAUUGGAAGAGGAUCUAAAACAUGAGGAAGAAGGCUUGAAAAAACAAUUAAGCGAUCUUAAAGAUCUUCAACCGGAUAAGUCACCUUCAAGUGAACAACAAGGUGAAGGAGUGAUGAAGCAGGAACCCCAAACUCCUGCUCACUCCAAUGCAUAUCGGCCCACUGCACCCAAUGCAGGCAUGCCAAUCAACACUUUUGCUGGGAAUUUAACCCCACCUGCCUCCAGUAUGGAUUUCCAAUUACAGGAUAAUGGUAAUAUGAGUCGAGCUUCUCAACUGCAGCUCAUGGCGGCUCAACAGCAGCAUCUUAGGCAGCAGCCGCAAGGAAAUAUGAAAUUCCCAUACAAUCCAAUGGCUUCUGCUAACACUAUAAAGUCUGAAAUGCCAUUGUUUAUGCAACAAAAUCAGCUGUCAUUACAGCAACAACAACAACAACAACAACAACAACAACAGCAGCAGCAGCAGCAGCAGCAACAACAACAACAACAACAGCUGCAACAGCAACAAGAUUUGAAAAUGCGACAGCAGCAAAUGCAGGACCGUAAACCAAUUUUGAAUAAUAGUGGGACUGAUCAGUUCAGUUUAAACAACACAAAACCACUUUCGCAUUUACCAGAUAGGCAUGAAGGUGCCUCGCAGAAUAGUAUUGCAGCUCUCAGAGGAAUGCAGGCAAACAGGAGCAUGCUCAGUGGAUUCAAACAGGAAAUUGAUGCUGCGCGACAGUAUCCACAGGGUUUUCCUCCGAAUCAACAACAGUUACUGCAACAACAACAACAACAGCAACAACAAAGUAGGCUGCAACAACAUUUGCAAGAGCAACAAUUGCAGCAACAACAACAACAACAACAACAACAGCAGCAACAGCCACCUAGAACUCAGUAUGUGGCUUUGCCUCACCAUACUACAGAAGAAGAACAACAACUGAAACGCCAACGGCAACAAGAGUAUAUUCGACAACAAGUUAUGUUGAGGCAACGAGAAAAUCAUCGGCUGCAACAAGAACAAAAACUUCAAGAACAAAGACUGUUACAGGAGCAAGAGAGAUUACGACAAGAACAUGAACAGUAUCAGAGAUAUAUUACAAGGCCACCACCUGAAUAUACCAGACCAGGGGUGCCUCCACCUACUCAAGCUGGUGGACAACAGCCUAGAUUUCCUGGAAAUGCUCCAGGUAUCCCACGAACUUUGAACCCAAAUAUUCGACAGAUAGGGGGCAAUAAGCAUUAUUCAAUGAACAAUACACAAGCUGUUGGCCAGGUGCCUUACGGCCAACACCCCAUACCUGGUCACACUAUUCAACAUGCUACAAACACAACUCAAGCUAGAACUCACUCACCUUUGAACCCUAGUCAGGUGGCUGCUGGCACCCAAUCACAAAUGAUAGCUGGUGCAAACCAGCAGCUGAACGUAGCAGAUCAAACCCAGCCAUGGCGGCAGCAACAGCAGCAACAACAACCGCCGUCACAAGCACCAAUUAACCGCUCAGGUGGUGAAUGGAACAGAGGUACGCCACCCAGGCCUGGCAGUAAUUUUCCUUCGAGCCAAACCCAGUCACAGAGAUCAAACAACAUCACAUUGCCCCCAAAUAGUAACUAUAGUAAUUCCAGAGUAAACAAUCCACAGAGUUUCCAUGAGAACACUCUCAGUGCCCAACAACAACAAAAACAACAAUAUAAAUCACAGUCAAAUUUAGGUCAAAGCAUGGCAAGUCAACCGAACCAGAUGAACUAUGCAUUACAGGGACAAUUAAACCAGAGAGGUACACAAAGCCGGGUUGCUAUGCCAACUGUGACUCAACAUAAUAUAUCGAAUACUAGUGCUAAUCCAGUAUAUAGCAAUGCAAACAAUAGUGCAAUUCAAACCACAGAUUUUCCCCUUGGUGAUGAUCUCCUAGUAAACUCAGCAUUGGGAAGUGAUUCCGAUAUCCUGGACUCUCUAAAUAACUCGGACUGGGACGAGAUUCUUAAUAAGCUUCCCGUUUGA
Molecule: messenger RNA, 2999 nt
Organism: Saccoglossus kowalevskii
Lineage: Eukaryota; Metazoa; Hemichordata; Enteropneusta; Harrimaniidae
Biological process (GO): Notch signaling pathway; positive regulation of transcription of Notch receptor target
Cellular component (GO): nucleoplasm; nuclear speck
Molecular function (GO): transcription coactivator activity
Source: RefSeq, a predicted model, not a curated record